AUGUUGAACACAACAAAUAUAUUGGAUUUAAUACUUGUUGGAUUUUCUGAAAAUCAAGAGGUUCAAAUUUUAUACAGCAGUAUUUUCUUGAUAAUGUAUCUUUUUGUCCUGGGGGGAAAUCUUCUCAUUAUUUUUUUGAUACUGUUCAAUCGUUGUUUGCACACCCCAAUGUAUUUCUUUUUAAUCAAUUUAUCUAUUGGUGAUCUUGGUGGGAUGUCUGCUAUUAUACCCAAAUCUAUAGUAAAUGCCCUCAUGAACUCCAAAUGGAUUUCGUAUUCUGAAUGUGUGACACAAUUGUUUUUCUAUCUUUCUUUCUUAUCAUCAAAUUUCUUCCUUCUCACUGUCAUGGCCUAUGAUAGAUACAUUGCUAUCUGUCACCCACUGUACUUUGCAUCCAUAAUGAAUUGGUCCAGUUGCAUUCAAAUGGCUGGAGGGGCCUGGGUAGUUGGAUUUCUGCAUGCAGCUCUUCACACAGGAUAUAUUUUUUCAAUGCCUUUCUGCUCCAACAUUAUCAAUCAAUUCUUUUGUGAAGUUCCACAAUUAGUCAAGCUCUUUUGCCCUGGUUCGUACCUCGGUGAAACCUGGAUACUUAUCUUUAGUACAAGCUUAGAAGUUGGCUGCCUUUUAUUCAUUAUCUUGUCCUAUGUGCGGAUUUUUACCACUGUGCUGAGAAUGCCCUCAACUGAGAAAAGAGAAAAGGCUUUCUCCACUUGCAUCCCCCACCUCAUUGUGGUUUCCCUGUUAGUUGGCAGUAGCCUCUUGGCUCACCUGAUACUACCUGCUAACUCUCCAUCCAGACUGGACAAAGUGUUUACCACACUAUAUGCAGUUGUGCCUUCUUUAAUGAAUCCAAUAAUCUACAGCAUGAGGAACAAAGAUGUCAAAAUUGCCUUUAGGAAAUUGCUUGGCUGA
This is a messenger RNA of Ahaetulla prasina, 912 nucleotides long. Its product is annotated as olfactory receptor 14J1-like. Gene Ontology annotation, molecular function: olfactory receptor activity; G protein-coupled receptor activity. The transcript has a single exon. Gene Ontology annotation, cellular component: membrane. The record is from RefSeq and is a predicted model, not a curated record. Gene Ontology annotation, biological process: G protein-coupled receptor signaling pathway. Bases 1 to 912 code for a protein of 303 amino acids. NCBI's taxonomy places the organism in Eukaryota, Metazoa, Chordata, Lepidosauria, Squamata, Colubridae.